Molecule: messenger RNA, 1985 nt
Organism: Lates calcarifer (barramundi perch)
Lineage: Eukaryota; Metazoa; Chordata; Actinopteri; Centropomidae
Gene: pigb
Product: phosphatidylinositol glycan anchor biosynthesis, class B
Exons: 12
Coding region: 327-1904 (525 amino acids)
Biological process (GO): GPI anchor biosynthetic process
Cellular component (GO): endoplasmic reticulum membrane
Molecular function (GO): alpha-1,2-mannosyltransferase activity
Source: RefSeq, a predicted model, not a curated record
AGCCUUUUACCGGAAGUUAGUUUAAGUGCGGAAGCGCAACAGAACUGACCCUCGGGUCAGCAUUUGCUCUCUCGACGUUUAUAUGAAUUUAUUGUGGUUUAAUAGAAGAUAUUAAAGUUUAAUACUGCCAGUUAAAUAAACAGAAGGACUGUGCAGGUAGUUCACCUGCAUCAGCGGACCAGCAGCGGAUAUCUUCCGUUAAUCCCGUCAUGUUUAAAAUGGACUGUGUGAGUUCACUCAGCCUCUGAACUCACCUGACUUACAUCCCGCAGGUGCGCUAUGCUGGCAGCGGAUUGUCCACACGGGCCUGAAGACAAAAUGUCCUGAUGGAGAACAUCCGACCCCGUCUGAAGCUUGUGAACAAAGGCGAAGAUGUGAAAUUGAGGAAGAGAAAAUCCCAGCUGUACUCCAAGGAAGAUGAAAGUCCCCUGAACAACGAUGUGCUGAGAGCCAGAGUUGCUGUGUUUUCUGUGGCGUUCAGACUCGUCAACUGCUUCCUGGUUCAGACCAGCUUCGUCCCCGAUGAGUACUGGCAGUCUCUGGAGGUUUCCCAUCGCAUGGUCUUCAAUUAUGGGUAUCUGACCUGGGAAUGGAAGGAAGGACUAAGAGGAUUCUCCUUCCCACUCUUCUUUGCCUCCAUAUACAAGAUAUUACACUUGAUAAACUUGGACUCAGUCCACCUCCUGAAGUGGCUUCCACGAAUACUUCAAGCGCUCCUGGCUGCGUUCGCUGAUGUAAAAUUCUUCUUCCUCAUCCGAACGCUGGAAAGUGCUGAUGUUGCGAAAUGGACGUUCUUCUGCCACCUGUGCUCGUGGUUCACGUGGUUCUGCUGCACCAGGACUCUGACCAACAGCAUGGAGACCACUCUCACCUGUCUGGCUCUUUUUUACUUUCCCCUGUCUGGCUCCACAACACACAGCAGCAAAAAAUAUUUGCUCCUCGUUGCCUUGGCUGUCGUCGUUCGUCCGACCGCGCUGAUUGUCUGGUUUCCUCUGUUAAUGUACCAUUUCUGGCAGGAGGAUAACAAACUGAGACUCAUCACUCACAACUACAUUCCUAUAGGGACUUUGGCUGUUGUGACUUCAACAGUGAUCGACUGUCUUUUCUAUGAAAAGUGGACCAUGGUGCAGUUCAACUUCCUGAAGUUUAACGUCCUUCACGGCGUCGCUGAUUUCUACGGCUCUCACCCCUGGCACUGGUACUUCACCCAGGGUUUUGCUGUGGUGAUCGGUCCUCAUCUUCCCUUCUUUCUUCAUGGAUGCACCAUCGCCUUCAAGAGAUACAAAAUCCUGUUGGUGGCGGUCGUCUGGACCGUCGUGGUUUACAGUUUUCUUCCUCAUAAGGAGUUCAGAUUCAUCUAUCCUGUGCUGCCUUUCUGUAUGGUCUUCUGUGGGAUUUCUGUUGCUAACCUGAAAGCGUGGCGCCGAGCUGCAGCGUUGGCCUUGUUAGCGACCAACCUGGUUGCAGCUCUGUACACCGGCCUGAUCCAUCAGCGAGGCACUCUGGACGUCAUGAGCCACCUCCAGACGCUCUGUGAAACCAGCAGCGUCUCCACGCCUCUGCAGCCAGACGUCCUCUUCCUCAUGCCCUGCCACUCCACACCCUACUACAGCCACAUCCACUGUCAGAUAAAGAUGAAGUUCCUCGAGUGUCCUCCAGACCUCGGAGAGGAGGGUUACGUUGAUGAAGCAGACAGUUUCUACAGCGACCCUCUCCACUGGCUCAGGACUUCAUUUCCAUACAAAUCCUCUCUGCCCACUCACAUGGUUUUGUUUGAUGUUUUGGAAGAGGAAAUCUCCGUGUUUUUGCGAGGGAAUAACUUUGUGAGGACAGCAGAGAUAUUUCACACUCACUUUCCUGAGGGAAGAGUUGGAGGAAGCAUCUUUAUUUAUGAAAGGCACUGACAAACACUGGAACAAAGGCAAUUAACUUUACCUACUGAGAAUGUCAUAUGAUUUGAUCCUGAAAUAAAUAUUUUAAACUCA